Molecule: messenger RNA, 2182 nt
Organism: Vicugna pacos (alpaca)
Lineage: Eukaryota; Metazoa; Chordata; Mammalia; Artiodactyla; Camelidae
Gene: CFAP300
Product: cilia and flagella associated protein 300
Source: RefSeq, a predicted model, not a curated record
GAAACGGCCUCCGCUUCCGCGCGGCGGGGACCGCGAUGGCGGCCGGGGAGCCGGGGGAUCUGGGCGGCUACUACUUCAGAUACCUGCCUCAGAAAACCUUCCAGUCUCUGAGCACCCCGGAGACCACCAGCCGGCUCCGCCAGUGGUCCAUGCUGGGCAGGAUCAAGGCGCAGGCCUUCGGCUUUGACCAGACGUUUCAGGCCUAUCGGAAGGAUGAUUUCGUCAUGGCUUUCUUCAAAGACCCAAAUGUUAUUCCCAAUUUGAAGGUACUUUCAGAGUCUUCCAGACAGUGGAUUACAUUAGGAACUGAAGUGAAAAAAAUUGAAGCUAUAAAUGUUCCUUGCACACAGCUUUCAAUGUCAUUUUUUGAUCGGUUAUAUGAUGAAGAUAUUGUACGAGACAAUGGACAUAUUGUUAAAUGUUUAGAUUCUUUUUGUGAUCCCUUCCUUAUUUCUGAUGAGUUACGAAAAGUUUUGCUAGCAGAAGACUCAGAAAAAUAUGAAGUAUUCAGCCAGCCAGAUAGAGAAGAGUUCUUGUUCUGUCUUUUCAAACAUCUUUGCCUCGGUGGAGCCCUUUGUCAAUACGAAGAUGUGCUUGAUCCAUAUCUGGAAACAACAAAGCUUAUCUAUAAGGAUCUAGUGAGUGUUCGGAAGGAUCCUCAAACCAAGAAAAUACAAAUUAUCUCUUCCGUCUUUAAAGUUACAGCAUAUGAUUCUGCUGGUGUGUGCUACCCGUCAACUAAGAGUCAUGAACAGACAUUCUCUUACUUUAUCGUGGACCGUGUCAAGCGUCAUGUUCACGUUUUCUACCACUGUUACGGUGUGGGGGAAAUGUCUUAAUGUUUUUUCAGAGUACUAUAUUUACUAUUUUUUAUUUACCAGGGUUUUUAUUUUAAUACAGAUUUCUAGAUAAACAUUUACUCUGCAAGUUACUUCAAGUAAAAUGUAAAGAACCUGCUUAGAACAAAAGAAAACAGAUACCAAGAUGCCUCUCUGUAAAUUUGGGCUGCUAACGUAGGAACCAAAUUUCAUCCCUAACAAAAUCUGUACCAAUACAGUUGUGGAAUUUUUACAGAAAGUUACAAGAAGUGAAAAUCUAGUUCAUCUUUGUUGCCUUUAGAGUCAGGUGAGUCCUCAAUUUUCCAGGUAUUUUAUUUUCGAAGCGAAUUAAUUCUAGGUUGAAACGGCAGAAAACUAAACUUCUCUAACCACUGGUCGUCAAUAUGAGUUGUUAGUUUUUAAAAGUCGUGUUUCAUUUAAUUACAUUUCUUCAUUACAUUAAGAUUUACAUCUCUGGGGCUGUGGAAAGCAUGGCAGUUCCUCUGCUUCCUUUGUCUCACUUAAAACACUCAAAAAAAAAAAAUAAUGUUCUGAACAUAAUUGUAAACUCUUGUAUCACAUAAUGAAUUAAAACUGGAGCUGCCCCCACAGCUAAUAUAAGAGCUACCUAUAAACAAAGAGAGUUGCCCUGAUGAUGCUAAGUUGAAAAGAGUAAAGUGCAGGGUGUCUUAGUACUGUCCCCUCAUUACCUUCAUGGAAUGAAUAUAUAGCUUAGAUUUUUUUGGUGGAAGAACUGAUUGACAUGUAUUCCCAGAGGUGAUACCUGCAAGAAAUAUUGAGACCUGGAGAAGGGGCAAGUUUGGAAUAUGUUUCUGAGUUGCAGGGAUUGGGAUGAUAGUCUUGGAUUUGAACUUGUAGCUUCCCUGGAAGGCAGCUGGCGAUCUGAGCAUAUAGCUCAGGAGAGAGAGUUUGUUAUAUUUCUAAUACUUAGUACAAUGCCUUCGCACAUUAAAUAUUUACUGCGUCAGUAUUUUCCAGAUACGUUCAUAAUAUCCAUUCUUUUUUCUUUUAAAUCAGAUAAAAAACAUUAAGUCAAGAACUACAAUGUCCAUUUGUUACCAGUUUUGCUGCCUACCACAUAGACCCCUACAACCAGGGGACCCUCUCUCAAUCAAUCAGCUGGUCAACCAGUAGUUCUUUUUGAGUCCCAGUUCUGUGCCAGCCACUGUGCUGUUUACUUUGGGGAAACACACACUCCCUAUAAAUCUAGUAAAGAUCAUCUGUAAGAGUGUGUCUAUAGAAAGUGACUGUUACAUGGAUUCAGAGAUGGAAGUGGUCACUGUGAGCUAAGCCUGGGACGGGUGUGCUCUGGCUUCUGCAGAACUGGUGGGGUUUCAACAACU